Molecule: messenger RNA, 774 nt
Organism: Acanthamoeba castellanii str. Neff
Lineage: Eukaryota; Discosea; Longamoebia; Acanthamoebidae
Exons: 4
Coding region: 1-774 (257 amino acids)
Source: RefSeq, a predicted model, not a curated record
AUGGACCGCGACGAACAACCCCCUGCUGCUCCCGUUGAAACGGCCGACUCCACGACAGAAGCUCCCCCGUCCGACAAGCGCAAGACGUGGCUCAAGAGCCCUGCCUUCGUGUCCAGUUCGCAGUUGCUGGAACUGCUGAAGGGCGACGCGGACGCGGACGAUGGCGCCGACAAGGCCAAGGAGGAGGAGCAGGAGGAGCUGCAGGUGGGGGACCUCCUCUCCGGCGGAGUAGCACAGAAGGCGGCCGCCGCCACCACAGGCCAGGGCGAGACGACGGAGAGCAGCACCGGAACGGCGCCCACCGAGAGGGGCGCCGACGUGGACCCCUUUGAAGCCCCUCUUCGCGCGGAGGUGGAGGAUCCGUUCCUGCCGGAGGCCGAUCCCGUGGGCGAGGAGGAGGACGACGAGGACAUCUUUCUCUCGCAGACCGAGGAGGAAACCAAGCGCGAGGCCGCCAUCGAAGCUGCGGUCAUCCGGGAGGUCUUCGGCGCGCCUGACCUCAAGUCUCUCUUCGCUGCUGUCACAACGACCAACCCACCGAGCGGAGAUGCUGGCGAUGACGACAACGACGACGAUCAUAGCGGCGCCAGCGAAGAAGUGUCUGCGGUCGCAAAGAAAAGAAAGAGAUUCGACGAGGACGACGAUCACAAUGACAACAAGCGGGAGGGCGCGGAAGCUGGCGAGGGUUGCGACGGAACGCAGGAGAAGGCCUUGAAAAAGACGAGGAAGGAAGACGACGCCGUUAGUGCGACCACCGGGGCAGCCGAGAGUUGA